Trichobilharzia regenti is the source of this 3102-nucleotide messenger RNA. The record is from the annotation of a GenBank genome assembly. Lineage: Eukaryota; Metazoa; Platyhelminthes; Trematoda; Strigeidida; Schistosomatidae.
AUGGCUGCUGAUUCUGCUGUCACUAUAAUACCUAUUCUCCAGCAAAGAUGUGAUACUUUAAGAAGUAAGAUUGCUGACUUCACCUUAGUCAAUCAGGCUUUACAGUUGAAAACCUACCAACUGUUGAAUUUCAUUAAUCGUCAUGAAGAUUAUUCUGGUUUAAUUACAAAAGAAUACGAUGAAGUCUCUAAUGAUAUAAAUAUUGUCCAGUCGGCUAUUGAUAAGUAUACGUGUGAAUUAGAAGAUUGGAAAGCUAAACUUGAUCAGUAUAUGAUGAUGGUGACAACAAUGAUGUUGAACAACAAUAAUAAUAAUAGCAGUAACAGUACUACUAAUAUUGCUAACAGUAGUACUACUACUACUAAUAAUGAAGAUAAUACAAAUCUUACAUCCUUAAUAAACAAAGUCAUGAUGAAUGGUUCACUGUUAUCUCAACCGUCAUCUUGUCUACAACUACUUACCUCCUCGUCAUCAUCAUCAUUGACGAAUUCAAUUCAAGUGGACAGCAGUCAACCAUCAUCAUCAUCAACAACAACAACAACAAGGCCACCGAUUACAAAGUUACGUUUACGUGCAAAUUUACCGAAUAGUCAGUUUACACUGGUAGAAAUAAAAUCUGGUCAACAGAUUAAGCAUGCUUUAGAAAAGAAGUUAUCACAUCGUGGUUUGCAUUUAGAACAGUUAAUUGUUUAUCGAGCACGUACAGGUCUACCCGUUUCAUGGGAAGAUGAUGCUGAACAAAUUGCACUGAUCGGUGAAGAGUUGAUAGUAGAUUUUGCUCGACGAAAUGUUAAACGACUAGAGCAUCAUUUUCAAAGGAAGACAUUUUUUGAAAAAGCCUAUUGUAAUCUAUGCCAUAAGUCAAUAUUCCAUGGUGCUAUAUGUAAAACGUGUGGAUGUGCCUAUCAUAACCGAUGCCUUCCACGUGUUGAUAAGAAUUGUCUAUCCACCUUGGAUGAUGAUGUAUUCUUUGCCGGUGAUCAACAAAGUAGUCGAAAUUCUUCUAUCCAUGGAUCGAAUUGGUUAAUGCCUACAAGUGCUACAACACCUGGUUACAGUAAUAGUAGUACAUGUUUCCAUCAUUUUAAUCCUGAUGACAUAACAACAGUGCGUGUAUUAACUAAUUCAACUGGUGGAGUUAGUGGAAUUGGUAUAGAUGCAGGCAAUCUCCUACCAAAUGGUCAAUACUAUCCAGCAUCAUUAACUUCAUCAUCCACUGUUGGUGGAGCUGGUGGUGGUGGUCAUUUCCCUCGUCAAUGUUUAACUCUCACCUGUAGAGAACGUUCCUCGUCUACACCGAAUGUAUCAAAUAAUUUAAUUCCACCGAAUCAACAACAAAGAAAUAUGUUUACGCCUAGUUCACUUGGAAAGCGAGAAGCGAACAAGAUUAUUCAAGGAUCUCCGUUGCAUAUCGUAUAUCCUGUUGCAAAUAAUCAUAACAAUUGUACAACCGGUCUGCCAGAUAGUCCAUCAGUUGUUAGUGAUGGUUAUUUUAUGUCAAAUCUAGGAUUAUCACAUAAUCAAAGAUCUGACAGUGAUCCAAAACAAUCAGUGAAAGCAAGAAAUAGACGUAGUUCAAAUGAUGAAUGGGAAAUCAAUGGACAAGAGAUAACUAAAGGUCCACGUAUUGGAUCAGGAUCCUUUGGAACUGUAUUCAAAGGCUAUUGGCACGGGAAUGUGGCUAUCAAAGAAUUGAAUGUUGUUGAUCCUACACCACAACAGCUAAAAGCUUUCAAAAAUGAAGUCAGUGUAUUAAGAAAAACUCGUCAUGAAAAUAUUCUCUUGUUUAUGGGUUGUGUUUCCAAACCCUGCUUAGCUAUUAUAACACAAUGGUGUGAAGGUUCCAGUCUGUAUAAACACUUGCAUGUUCUAGAGCAUCGUUUCGAUAUCUCAGAAUUAGUUGAUAUUGCUAGACAAACAUCACAAGGAAUGGAUUAUUUACACGCUAAGAAUAUAAUCCAUCGUGAUUUAAAGUCAAGUAAUAUUUUCUUACAUGAUCGUACUGUGAAAAUCGGUGAUUUCGGCUUGGCUACAGUGAAAAGUCGUUGGUGGAAUACUGGCUUUCAACAACCUACUGGAUCUAUCUUUUGGAUGGCUCCUGAAGUUAUACGUAUGGAGGGUGAAACACCGUAUACAAAUCUUUCUGAUGUUUAUGCCUUCGGUGUAGUUCUCUAUGAAUUGAUUACAGGUCAACUACCCUAUUCACAUUAUAAUAAUCGUGAUCAAAUUCUGUUUCUUGUCGGUCGUGGUCUGUUGAAACCAGAUACAAGUGCUUGUCGAGCGGAUAUUCCACAUCAACUUCAACAUUUAUCUAUGAGUUGUUGUAGUUUUGAACGUGAAAAGAGACCACCAUUUUCACAGAUCUACCCAUGCUUAGAUUCAUUGUAUCGAUCUUUACCAAAACUACACAAGUGUUCCUCUGAGCCAAAUGUCAAUGGUGCUGUUCGUAUAGCUGCGGCUGCUGCCGUGGCCGCCGCCGCCGGUGCUGCAAUAGCCCCAGGUGGAACUGGUACUUCCGGUGGCAGUGGUGGUGGUGCCGGUGGCGGUGACGAUGUCAUCAUCACAUGCGCUGCUGACCGUGCUGAUGAAAAUGAUGGUGUUGAGAUGGCGACGACGACAACUACGAAAACGAUGACGACAUCUGUCACACCAAUCAAAUCAGCAUCUGAUUGUUGUUAUAUCGGUUUAUCAUCACCAAGAACACCAUACAAUGCUACAACCACUUUAACAGAAGAUUUCUUUUUCGCUGUUACCGCCACGCCCAUCACUGAUAAAAAUAACAAUAAUAAUACAAAAUUGAUUUCAACACCAGUUUCUGUGAGUCCGAAUUCCAAUGCAACAAAUGACAAUCAUGAGAACAAUCAUGUUGUUGUUACUGUUGCCAGUGAUGCGGUUAACGAUGAGUGUACAAAGAAGGCUGGGGAACAGGACAACAACAACACCGAUGGGGUUAUCACUGCUACUGUUAAUGCUACGGCUCCGAGUAAGGACGAGAAGACUACGAUAUCGAUUACUUCAACCACAGGUGCUACAACCUCAUCACCACCAGCACCAGCCAAUGUGAACAAACGUACCAUUGUGAUUAUCAAUGAAACCGUGUGA